Cicer arietinum (chickpea) is the source of this 1680-nucleotide messenger RNA. RefSeq lists its product as uncharacterized. The record is from RefSeq and is a predicted model, not a curated record. Gene Ontology annotation, molecular function: tRNA dihydrouridine synthase activity. NCBI's taxonomy places the organism in Eukaryota, Viridiplantae, Streptophyta, Magnoliopsida, Fabales, Fabaceae. Gene Ontology annotation, biological process: tRNA dihydrouridine synthesis.
CCAAAGAAGAUAAUGAGUAAAUGAUUUUUCCGUUGGUUCACAAUUCACAUGUCAAGACCAUCUUUAUUUUUUCUCCAACUCAAUCCAUAAACGCUACCGCCCACGCCGACGAAGAAUCCGGCACCGGAACAAGUUUCCAUCCUUCACGUUCAUGAGAAACAAAGGCAUGGUUUGUUAAAAGGGAUGAAGAUGAAGUUUUCAGGGUAUUCAGUUUCUGUUUCAUUUUCUCCUAUGAGUUCCAAUUUCAUCAAAGGUAGUUGUAGAUUUCCGGCGAGUAUAUUUCGAAGAAACCGUAGAAAUUUACGCAGUUCAAGGUUCUUUUCUGUGAAACAAGAAGCAUAUGAUAAACAUGGGGUGGUUGCCAAACACUAUCUUCCUCCUUGGUUUAGUGUUGCUCCAAUGAUGGACUGGACAGAUAAUCACUAUAGGACUCUAGCCCGCCUCAUAUCAAAGCAUGCUUGGCUGUACACCGAGAUGCUUGCAGCUGAAACCAUUGUUCAUCAAAAGGAUAAUCUGGACAGAUUCUUAGCAUAUUCUCCAGAACAACAUCCCAUUGUGCUACAAAUUGGAGGGGGUAAUGUAGAAAAUUUGGCAAAAGCAACCGAACUUGCUAAUGCUUAUUGCUAUGAUGAGAUCAAUUUAAACUGUGGAUGCCCUAGUCCUAGAGUAGCUGGACAUGGGUGCUUUGGUGUGCGUCUUAUGCUUGACCCAAAGAAAAGUUUGUUGCCGAGGCUAUGUCUGCAAUUGCUGCAAACACAAAUGUACCUGUCAGUGUCAAAUGUCGAAUUGGUGUGGACGAUCAUGAUUCUUACGAUGAACUGUGAUUUCAUAUUCAAGGUUUCUUCUCUAUCACCCACUAAGCAUUUCAUAAUUCACUCAAGGAAGGCGCUGCUCAACGGCAUUAGCCCAGCUGAAAAUAGAAGUAUUCCUCCACUGAAGUAUGAAUACUUUUAUGGCCUUUUACGCGACUUUCCAGAUUUAACAUUUACUAUAAAUGGGGGUAUUGCUAGUAUUGAUGAGGUCAAUGCAGCACGAGAAGCUGGGGCUCAUGGUGUUAUGAUUGGACGUGCAGCAUACAAUAACCCUUGGCAUAUAUUGGGACAUGUUGAUACUGCAAUUUACGGUGCACCGAGCUGUGGUCUUACUCGUCGUCAGGUUCUUGAAAAAUAUAUAGUCUACGGGGACUCGAUGUUGGGCAAAUACGGACAUAAGCCUACUGUACGAGACAUUGUGAAGCCUUUACUCAAUCUUUUCCAUUCAGCGCCCGGGAAUGGACUUUGGAAGCGCAAUGCGGAUGCUGCUUUCCGAAAUUGCACGACAAUAAAAUCUUUUUUUGAAGAAACACUUGUAGCAAUUCCUGACUCGGUAUUGGAUUCGCCUAUUUCGGAACCAUCUCCUGGCAGCAGAGAUCUGUUUGCUAAUAUAGACAGUUUACUGCCUCCUCCAUACCAAACAAGAGAAGAGGCUAUUAUAUGCGCAUAGGUUCUCGUGUACUCUGAAAAACCAAGUUGUAGUAAUUACUAUUUUUUGUGAAAUUAAGUCAUAGGACUCAUGUAACAGUUCACAUUAAUACAACCAAAAUGUAUCAGUUAUAUUUUGUAAAUUAUUGACUUCUAAAUGGAAUCUAUUCGAUUAGAUGUAGAAGCCUUAAGCAUAACAUAGUUGGUUGGAUUAAAAUUC